Gongylonema pulchrum is the source of this 435-nucleotide messenger RNA. Lineage: Eukaryota; Metazoa; Nematoda; Chromadorea; Rhabditida; Gongylonematidae. The record is from the annotation of a GenBank genome assembly.
UUGGUAACUUACGGGCUUUUUUGCUUAGCUGCAGGUUAUUGCGGGUGGAUUGAACAUUCUCUCAUAAACCAAGAGACAAUUUUAGGAUUUGAUGUGGAUGUCGGACCGCUAUUUCAGACGCCAGCCGAAGCAGCUCAGCAAGCUGUAGACGGUGAUGUGCACUGCAUUGGUGCAAGCAGCCUUGCUGCUGGUCAUCUUACCCUCAUUCCUGCUCUUAUCGAAGAACUUGCUAAGCUUGGCAGACCAGAUAUCCUUGUAUUUGCUGGCGGUGUAAUUCCACCCCAGGACUACGACGCGCUUUUCAAAGCAGGUAUUGCCGAUAUAUUUGGCCCUGGUACACGCAUUCCAGAUAGCGCUAACAGGGUUAGUUUCAUAAUUCGAAGUAUCUUCCGUUCAGAAAACAUUUUGCGAGUAAUAUUCGUUUUGCCGAUUUGA